UGCCCUGCAGGUCCAUCCAUAAUUCCAUUCAGCCGUGGAAUUAUGCGCCAGGCCUCGAAGAAAUAAUAAACAAUGAGAGAGAGCUUUCGAAUCAGAGCGGACAGAAGGAAUUCGACGUCACACGGACCACGUGCUGCCGAGCCACUCGCCGUCGGAGGCCCUGACUGCGCUCACGAGCCUAGAGCCGAAUCGCAGAAGAUCCUAUAGGAAAAGCUUUGACUGCACCGGCUGCCAUGGAGCCGUGAAUCCUCCACGUCGAAGGACGAGGAGCGACGAAAUCUGCAGUGCGGCUGCAACUGCAGGCGAUGGAAAGGAGCAGGCGGAGGUCGAGCUCCCUUUGAAUCAUUUCCCGUUCAUGAAGUUUCGUUUUUCGUCUCAUAUCAUCUCGUCUCGUCUUUCUGUUUGUCUGUCUUUCUGUCUGGUUCCUGUUGAUGUCUGACUCGGGGCUCGCCUGAAAGAGAGGCCGCGAGCUGCUGAUCGGCAGACGAUGCGGAGGAUGCGGUGCCCGGGGCUUUCAUUCGAUCCAUCUUCGCUGCAGCUGCACUGCUGCUGCUGCUCCGAGAAGAGCAUCGACUGGAGAGAAGAAGAAGAGAUUAUUCGAUGAGUUCUCCUCUUGAUGAGCUUCGGAGGACAGCGUGGUUCGUGAAUCCGGCUGUUCGUUCUCGAGAGGUCCGAUCCAAGAAUUGACUGAUUCCACUCCCCCCUGCCCCCUGCGACGUCUCUUGCACGAUGGGUCGGUUUACCUCGGGCGAUCUGUGCAUGGGGGACACUGGCCACUGGUCCCUCUGUCGGAUGAGCUCGGGUGGAUCAUCGGACUACUCCUGUUUGUCGGAAGCCUGAUCUUUUCUCUCGAUUUUUCUCUUCUCCAUUUCGUUAGGGUGAGGGCUACAAGGACGUGCCCGACUUUCAAUUUGAGCUCAUCUUUUGCCGUAGGCUUUGGGUUUCAGUGGCGAUUCUUAUCAGGAAAAGCUCUGCUCACCGGCUCGUCGUCGCAGCUGGCAUCUCGUGCGUCUGCCCUUGUGUAGCUGGCGGGUAAGCUCUUGGCUCAAUGAAUGGCAUCAUCAGGUGGUAAGGAUUCUUCGAGCCCGAUAGAUUCGAAUGGUAGGGUUGGAAGGGAGCAUUCAAAUCCGGAGGCGAUAUCGGCAUUGUACGAGGACCUUUUUGAGAACGAUAAUAGUGAGCGUCCGUGCUACUUGCCAGACUCAGGGCAAGAGGAUUACAGCGGCGAUGGAGAUGGAGUUGGAGAUGGAGAUGAGGAUGGAAACAGUCCCCGUGAGAUUGUCCAGAAGGGAAGAGGAGACAGCGUGGUUGAGGAGAAAGGGGAAUUGAAUGCGGCGAACGGAGCUUCACCCGAAGCGUCAGCCACUCAGAUGAACAAUGAUAGCAGGGAAAGCGGGUCGGAUGUCGGGACUUUGCCGGAGGAUCUCGACGCAAGGUCCAGUACAGGGAACGAAGACGAAAUACAGGAAAAAGAUCAUGAGUUUAACUUCAGAGAUAGAGUUCGUGCGGAAUCUUCAUCAACGGAACGCUUGGUACAUUUAGAUGGAGAAAUGUCUUCGGAUCGUGGUUUAGAUGGUCCCCCCAGUCCAACCAGCAGCCAAGGGGGGACUAGCGGCUAUAUGGCAGGAAGUGGUAGUAGUAGUGCGAGUACGAGCAGCGUCAGUGGUGUAGAAAUCGGUACUGAUCAAGAUACUGAAGGAAUUGGAAGCAGGAAGGAGGAGCGGGGAGUAUGGGUUCCAGGAAAACGUCAUUCUCAGGAGGAUGAUAGUCAUCCUUCCUGGCGACGUCACAAGAAGCACUUUUUCAUACUCAGUAAUGCAGGAAAACCAAUCUAUUCCAGAUAUGGGGAUGAACAUAAACUUGCAGGGUUUUCUGCGACCCUUCAGGCCAUAAUGUCAUUCGUAGAAAACAGUGGGGAUACGAUACACCUUGUCCGGGCAGGAGAUCAUCAGAUAAUCUUUUUGGUUAGAGGUCCAUUGUAUCUGGUCUGUAUCAGUUCCACUGAUGAACCUUUCCAAGUCCUCAAAGGCCAGUUAGAGCUUCUGCAUGGACAGCUGCUAUUGAUCUUAACGAAGGCAGUCGAAAAGUGCUUCUUGAAGAACUCAAAAUUUGACAUGAGACCGCUCCUUGGAGGCACGGAUGUUGUUUUCUCCUCGUUGAUUCAUGCCUUCAGCUGGGAUCCAGCAACCUUUUUGAGUGCCUAUUCGUGCCUACCUCUUCCCUACGUCACAAGACAGGCUGCUUGUGGUGCUCUUCAGGACAUGACGGACUCCGGAGUUCUGUUCGCUUUGUUGAUGUGUGGCACAAAGGUGAUAAGUCUCGUCGGUCCGCGGAAAGCUUCACUUCAUCCCCAUGAUCUGUUGCUGUUAUCCAAUUUUAUCUUGUCUUCUGAUUCAUUCAGAACAUCCGAAUCAUUUUCUCCCGUAUGCCUGCCUCGAUACAAUGCCACAGCAUUUAUGUAUGCCUAUGUGCAGUACCUCAAUAAAGACACUUGUUUGAUCUUACUUACUGGGGACCCCAACGACUUUUUCCACUUAAAAGAAUGCAGAGCACAAAUUGAGAUUGCUUUGAGGGAGUCAGAUGUUUUGCGGGAGGUGAACAAUUCAAUAUCACGAGGUGGAUUGAGAAUAGAGGACUUGCCGGAUUCAGAGGACCUAGUACCCCCUGAAGGUGUAUCCAGUAGGGAAGACAGAUCUAGUGGUGAUGGAGCUAGCACAUCUGCAUUUAACUCUGUUCCCGGAGCCGGCGGAGCUGCAGGCCUUUGGCAUUUUAUUUAUCGCAGCACAUACUUGGACCAGUUUGUGGCCUCGGAAUUUUCACCCCCUUUGAAUACACGCUCGGCUCAAAAGAGACUAUACAGAGCUUUCCAAAAGCUGCAUGCUUCAAUGCAUGAUACCGAAGCAUCAGGACCUCACAAGAUGCAAUAUAGGAGAGAUGAAAAUCAUGUUCUGCUUUCGUGGAGAAACUCCGAUUUCGAGCUCUACGCUGCAUUUGAUCCUCUCGCCGAGAAAAGCUCUGCAAUAUUUGUAUGCAACCGAAUUUGCCAAUGGAUUCGAGAUGUGGAAUGCGAAAUAUUUUUAUUAGGUGCAACACCAUUUAACUGGUGAGUUCCAUGCAACACAAACGGCCUUGUAAACUCAUACGGUAUCUGUUUUACGGAUAUAUAUCUCAGAAUGCAUGGGACAACGUGAUUCUUUUGUAAAAUUCUACCCGGUCUUGGCCCGGUAGCUGGUUUUACGCAUCAACCAUAUGAAUACUCUCAAUGGUUGCAACUUUCCACUGCCUUUUGUGAAAUCGGUGUAUGAAUGUCAUUAUGUUCUACUAGAUCAUGAUGCUGAGCCUAGCUGCGCUCUCCCUUCUGCCCUGUUCAACUAACGUGUAUGAUAUGGUAAGGAUUUUGGUGAACGGGCCUGUUGUUUUUUAGCAAUAUCUAACGAUUAGGAUAUAGACCUACCUGGUCUUUCACAGACUUCAUCUGGUAAAUCCAUGAAGGUUUUAAGUACUUCGGUCAGAAACUCUGGCAAAGGGGUUUUCCAAGGAAUACAGUAUCCGGUCAAUCAGAAACAACAGCAACAUAAUUUGUUGAACAACAAUGUUCACUGACCAUCGAAGACGAUUGGCAUAUUUUCUCACCGGAAAAUUCAUUGGAACUUUCUUCACUCGUGUAAUUAACAAGUACUUAACGAUCGAUGUUCGCUCCACACUGAUCAAUUAGCUGUAUGUUAUUACCAUCAUCGUGAAGUUUGAAAGUUAACACGAGUUUGAGGGUUCAUCAACGUUAUGGGUUCCAGUGUUUCGAAUUAUCAAAAUGUGCCAUGUAGUCGCAUGUAAAUGGACGGCACUUCUCAUUGGAUGCACGGUGGAAGUGCGAAUGGUUCACUGACAAACGAUAUUUUUUUGAUAAUUAGUUAGGACUUUCUU
This is a messenger RNA of Marchantia polymorpha subsp. ruderalis, 3921 nucleotides long. The record is from the annotation of a GenBank genome assembly. Lineage: Eukaryota; Viridiplantae; Streptophyta; Marchantiopsida; Marchantiales; Marchantiaceae.